AUGCCCAUCCUUUGCCCUUCAACCUACAAUUUCGUGAACCCGAAAUAUCUGUACUCCUUGAAGGACAGCGACAUUGCUGAAGUGAGGAAUCUUGACUUGGGAACCUUGUGCCUCAACCACCUGUGGAAUGAGGUUGAUGCUUGGAAAGCUAAGGUUUUCAAAGAUGGAAGUGAUUUCAACGGGAUGCUUUGGAUUGGCGGUUGCUUACCUUUGUUGGCAGUUGUGUACAUGGACUUUUUGGAUUUUGGCGUCAAUGCUGAGCAAAUAAAUUACAGUAUUCCAAGAAUGUCACACAUAAGGAAUGAGAAUUUUAUUUUCUGGGAUGUCAUGUAA
Molecule: messenger RNA, 333 nt
Organism: Lolium rigidum
Lineage: Eukaryota; Viridiplantae; Streptophyta; Magnoliopsida; Poales; Poaceae
Exons: 4
Coding region: 1-333 (110 amino acids)
Source: RefSeq, a predicted model, not a curated record